This is a messenger RNA of Sorex araneus (European shrew), 3000 nucleotides long. It is a transcript of the gene TMEM209, whose product is annotated as transmembrane protein 209. The record is from RefSeq and is a predicted model, not a curated record. The transcript is spliced from 15 exons. The coding region runs from base 103 to 1791 and encodes 562 amino acids. Gene Ontology annotation, cellular component: membrane. NCBI's taxonomy places the organism in Eukaryota, Metazoa, Chordata, Mammalia, Eulipotyphla, Soricidae.
GGGCAAGUCUCGUUCUUCCAGCCGCUCGCCUUCCCCUUCGCGCUGGGCGCCGCGCAUGUGCAGUAGGGAGUGGCGCGAGCCCGCGGCUUCCGGCCCGAGAAAAUGAUGCAAGGGGAGUCAAGUCCUAGUACUUCCCUUAUUGACAGAACCAUCAGGAUGAGAAAAGAAACAGAAGCUAGGAAAGUGGUGUUAGCCUGGGGACUCCUAAAUGUGUCUGUGGCUGGAAUGAUAUAUACUGAAAUGACUGGAAAAUUGAUUAGUUCCUAUUAUAACGUGACAUACUGGCCCCUCUGGUAUAUUGAGCUUGCCCUUGCAUCUCUCUUCAGCCUAAAUGCCUUAUUUGAUUUUUGGAGAUAUUUCAAAUAUACGGUGGCACCAACAAGUCUGGUCGUUAGCCCUGGACAGCAGACACUUUUAGGGUUGAAAACAGCUGUGGUGCAAACUACUCCUCCACAUGAAUUGGCUACAACCCAAAUGCCUCCCUGUCUGCUGCCUUCGCCCUCCAUUCAGGGUCAGAGCGUGUUGAGUUAUAGCCCGUCACGUUCUCCCAGUGCUAGCCCCAAGUUCACCACCAACUGCAUAACUGGAUACAGCCCUCAGCUUCAAGGCCUGUCAUCAGGCAGCAGUGGUUCCUACAGCCCGGGAAUGACCUACUCACCCAUCAGUGCUUAUAAUAAGCUGGGAAGCUUUAGCCUCUCUCCGCCUUCUCCGUACCCUGCCACCGUUGGGCCUGUGGAGAGCAGCGGACUGAGAUCUCGAUACCGGUCUCCGCCCAGCGUGUACAACUCCCCCACUGACAAGGAAGGUUAUAUGACGGACCUGCGAACUCUGAAUUCUUUCCUGAGGUGUGAAGAGGAGAAGCAGCAUAGAGUUAAGCUGGGGAGUCCAGAUUCUACAUCACCUUCCACCAGCCCUACUUUCUGGAACUACAGUCGGUCUGUGGGAGAUUAUGCACAGACUUUAAAGAAGUUUCAGUAUCAGCUUGCCUGUAGAUCGCAGGCCCCAUGUGCUAACAAAGAUGAAGCUGAUCUCAGCUCUAAACAAGCAGCAGAAGAGGUUUGGGCAAGAGUGACUAUGAAUAGACAACUUACUGAGCAUAUGGAUUCAUGGACAGCGAAAUUCAGAAAUUGGGUCAAUGAGACGAUAUUAGUGCCACUUGUGCAAGAGAUCGAGUCUGUCAGCACUCAGAUGAGACGGAUGGGUUGUCCAGAACUGCAAAUAGGAGAGGCCAGCAUCACGAGCCUGAAGCAGGCUGCUCUAGUCAAAGCACCGCUCAUCCCAACUCUCAACACCAUCGUGCAGUACCUCGACCUCACACCCAACCAGGAGUACUUGGUUGAAAGGAUCAAAGAACUUUCUCAGGGAGGCUGUAUGAGUUCAUUCCGAUGGAAUAGAGGUGGCGAUUUCAAGGGACGCAAGUGGGACACCGACCUACCCACGGACUCUGCUAUCAUCAUGCAUGUGUUUUGCACCUACCUUGAUUCCAGACUGCCUCCACAUCCUAAGUACCCUGACGGGAAAACAUUUACAUCUCAGCACUUUGUUCAGACACCAAAUAAACCGGAUGUGUCAAAUGAAAAUGUUUUCUGCAUCUCUCAGAGUGCUGUCAACCCUCCCCAUUAUGAGCUGAUCUAUCAGAGUCAUGUCUACAGUCUUCCAAAGGGCCGAAAUAAUAUGUUUCAUACAUUGUUAAUGUUCCUCUAUGUUAUUAAGACCAAAGAGUCAGGAAUGCUUGGGAGAGUUAACCUGGGGCUGUCUGGUGUGAACAUUUUGUGGAUUUUUGGCGAGUAAUGAGUCAGUUAAUUCCAGACAUUUGAACUUGAAUGUGACUUGACCGGAAGUUGGAUCUAAGAACCUCUAAGUCACUAGCUCCUCUGCAAUAAGAUACCCGUAUAUGUGUUUGUGUGUUAAAAACUCUCCAGACUGAACCAAAACUCUGCAUGUGUAAUGUUUCUUGUGAGAGCCCACACUUCCACCAGGAGGAUAGCCUUGGAUUUUAGAUCACAUUUCUGGUUUUCCCUUUGCCUAAAAAAGCUGCAACCCUUCCAAUUGUUGUUGACCCCAUCAGUACAGUUUUCCCCUUAAAGUCCUUUUCCUUACAACGGAACCCCCAAAUGAGAAUCAUUCACCUGAUUCUUCCCCACGAAAGGUGGUGCAUGGGUUUUGGGGUUUUUGUUUUUACAUCUCCCUGUUUAGUAUAAACACUUAAACAAAUGGCUAAUUUAGUUUGAGGGUGUUUUGGUGUUUUUUUUUCUAAUGUCUAUCCUCUAUCCCUGGUGUUCUGCAAAUCACCCCAAGGUUCAUAUUGAAAGUGAUGGGCUCAGUUUCUUAGUCAUUUAUUUGUCCACGUGUAUCAUUUUCUUGUCCAUGUGAGCCAGCUCCUGGCCAAGAUGUAGCAGGCUGGAUUAAGCUGAGUUUGAGCUCAGGGUCUAAGGACAUGAAAAAGCUGCUUUGGUUUUAACAAUAGUUAUUCUGUUAUAUAUUGUUUUAUCGUAAGAGUUUUCUUCUUUAAGAACAUGUAUUUGUAUGAAUUUUUAAAAUAUUUUCUGAUAUCUGGAGCAUGAGAAGUCACCAAGGUUUUAAAUUUUUAUUCCUUCCACCUAUAUUUUCACAUAUACAAGGUCUCGGGGCAGUCUGCAUGUAUUUUUAGAAGUAAUUUAUUUGAAGCUGCUCCUGUCACAGCACAUAAACCUGGACACAGCCUGUGGAUCACACAUCGAUGCUAAUAUACACCUAAUUUUGCAUAAUGUGUAAAUUCUGGUUUUCAGAAGGUUAAUAUUUUUAAAGUCGGGUGUCCAAAGAAAAAGAAUUUCUCUCUUUUGACUUGUUAUCCAUGAAACAUGUUUGCUAUGCUGUAUGGGAAAAAAAAAAGUCAAUUAAAUGUGUUAAUGUAAGAACAUGUUAAAAAUCUAAGUCUGCUAUUACAAAAGAAGAUGUUCAGAGUGCCAGUUUCUGUGCUGCUAAACUAUUCAAUGCAGUUUUCAUUAAAAAAAAAAUAAU